This is a messenger RNA of Labrus bergylta (ballan wrasse), 3345 nucleotides long. RefSeq names its product solute carrier family 39 member 4 (gene slc39a4). NCBI's taxonomy places the organism in Eukaryota, Metazoa, Chordata, Actinopteri, Labriformes, Labridae. Gene Ontology annotation, molecular function: zinc ion transmembrane transporter activity; monoatomic cation:bicarbonate symporter activity. Gene Ontology annotation, biological process: intracellular monoatomic cation homeostasis; zinc ion import across plasma membrane. Gene Ontology annotation, cellular component: plasma membrane. The record is from RefSeq and is a predicted model, not a curated record.
AGGUGACACAAAGGUACAGGCGAUAAGCCAAUCACGAUGCAGAGUCCAGGUCCAGUGAAUGUGCAGUGAUUUUAAACAGAGAGCAGCCGUGAGUGGAGCUCCAAACAGCUCAAUGUGGCUGUAGAAAUACACCGAGACUCAAUCUGCUCAUCUUACCACAUAUUUGAUUUAUUUCCUUUUGAAAUUAAUCCAUCAAACGUAAUUUUUUGAAAAGUUUCAAUAUGUUUUUCUCCGCGCUGCUGAUUCUUGCCGGUCUGGGUUCGUUCGGUUCCGUUUCUGGUUCUCCCGCCGUGGAGGAAGCGUACGGUGCCGUGGUGAGCGUGGUGUCUCCGGGGCAGCAGUCUCUGACGGGGGACUCGCUCCGCAGCCUCUUUAAUACACUGGAGAAACGUGUGCAGUGCGGUGGAGUGUCGUGUGAAAAGUGUGAUUUAGCGGAUGCUGUUCACCAGCUGCUCAGCAAUCACUCGGGACUAAACGUUACCGUCGGUGUAUCUGAGUUCCCUGCUGUCGCCGCAGGAAGCCUCCUGUACCUGUCGUCUCCCAGCCAGGUGUGUGCCGCGGCAAAGCAGGGGGCAUGGGGAGAGGAGACCCAGCAUUUCCUGCAUAAGAUCACACAUGAAGAUCCCCACCACGAACAGGAGCAUGAAGAAAAGGAGACACACCAUGAAGAUGAAAACGAACACGAGCACAUAGACACUCAUGGAUUAAAACUUCUGAUUGAAGAGCUUCACGACCACUAUGAGCCCUCAGACAGUGAGAGCUGUGUGACAGCCGAUCAAAUCAUGAUGGAGGUCAACGCAUCUUCACCAGAUACGGAACAGGAAGUCGGUGCAGUUUUGGGCCGUGUCCUGUACCACGCCUUGCUGGGUCGAUGCUUCAUCAGCCGCUCCCUGCCUGAAGAGAGCUUCUUCCUCGACUACAUCCUGGACCAUGUGGGGUCACAGAAUUUCACAGUCUGGGAUCUGGAAGCUCUCAUGAAGAGUCUGAAAAUCGGAUCUAAGGAAACAGAUGAACAUGGACACGAGGACCAUGAUCAAGAACACGAUCAAGAACACGAGCAGGAACACGCUCAUGAUCAUGGUGGUUUGAGACGGAGGAAAAGGAGCAGCCAUGAGAUUCACGAGGGGCAUGAAGCAAACGUCACCUCGGAUCAGCUGUGUCUCACUGCCAAAGAGCUUGUCCUGAUCUACGGCCUGGCGGACAACAGCUCCACCUCCUCUGGCCUGGGUCGGUGCUUGGCUCGGCUCAGCCCUGCCCUCGUCCAGCAGAUCCUGAGCGGAGCCUGCGCGGACACCCAUGAACCGCUGACACCAGACGGACUCACCAAGACAGAGAGAUACAUCUAUGCAACCAUUGCCAAUCUGUUGAUAACACUGACGUCCAUGUGUGGCAUCUUCUUGCUGCUCUGUACUUCCUGCACCUCUGUGUUCCAGUUGUGUAUCCAGUUCUGCAUCAGCCUGGCUGUAGGUUCACUCACUGGAGAUGCUUUUCUGCACCUUCUACCCAUGUUUCUAGGUUUGCAUGUUCACUCAGAUGAGGGUGAUUCACACGACGGCCACCAGGAAGAAACUCCAGACUACAUUUAUAAGAUCCUGGUGCUCUUGUCUGGAAUCUACUACUUCUACCUGAUGGAAACCAUCUUCUCUCUGGUCGCAUAUAAAAACAAAAAUCAUCACCACCAUCAACAUCACCAUGGGGAAGAAUCUGAGCCUCACCACUGUGACCACGGGAGGGUUUUAGAGAUGUACCAACAGGAAAGAAAUAAGAAAGAACACACAGCAUCGAAAACAGAUCUGGUAGGCAAUGAAGAAAAUGAAAAAUCACACUCGGAGCACAAAGAGCGCACCAGAGAGCAGCGUCUGCUGCCUUUUAUGAUUACCAUUGGUGACGGGAUCCACAACUUUGCAGACGGCUUAGCAAUGGGUGCAGCUUUCUCCCUGUCGUGGAGGUCUGGUUUGGCCACAUCACUGGCUGUACUCUGCCAUGAGCUGCCACACGAGCUGGGGGAUUUUGCAAUUUUGCUCCACAGUGGUGUGUCAGUCCGUAAUGCAUUACUCUUGAAUGUAGGCAGCUCUUUGACCUCUUUUGUUGGCCUGUACAUCGCUCUGUCUGUAGCCACUGACCUCGCUACCCAACAGUGGAUAGCUGCCAUCACUGCAGGGCUCUUUCUGUAUGUGGGGCUCGCCGAUAUGCUCCCCACCAUGGUCCACAUCAGUAACAAGAGACCCUGGCUGAUGUUUCUGCUGCAGAAUCUGGGCCUCCUGAUUGGGUGGGGUAUUCUGCUGCUGCUGUCACUCUAUGAGGAGAAAAUCAGCUUUUAAAGCACCGACAGUCCGGACAGUUGACAGGGUUUCUACAAGCAAAAGGAAAAACCCUGGAACAGAGGGCAAGACGACACUCCCUCUGAAGGGUCAACGACCCGGGUCGUCUGAUGUGCAACUUAUUCAGAAGUCUUGAAGUGUGUUUGAAAUCUACUCAGCCAACCAAAAGCCUUGACCGCAUUAGACGUUUUAUGUGUCUGUGUUUCAAAUGUUGUUCACUGAUACUUGGUGCAGGAAAAAAAAUGAAAAGUGCCUUCCUUGUGAUCCUUCAAAAAUAUUUAUUCUAUCAUUUAUUUGUAUUUUUUUUUUUUUUGUGCUUUUUUAGCACCUAUACGUGUAUUACAACAUGAGAACCUGACGACUCUGUGUUUGAAAUGCACUUGACAGAAGUGUCUUCUAAAUGUUCUAUCUUACCUGAUACAGGUUGGGCCAAUUUAAACCACUCAUUUAAUACAAAGCCUGUUGAAGCAACGCUGAGCAAUUUUCUCGAUUAAAAAACAAGAUGGCCGCUUCUGAUGUGGAAUGUUCCAAAUCCCAAAUCUCAGUAGUUGUAAGCCUUUUGUACCAAAGCUCUUUUUUUAAGUGUAAAUGUUUGCCCCUAAAAUGUAUCAUUGUUUUAUCAUUUAUUGGAAAAAAAAAUCCUAGCCUGGCCUCCUACUGCUAAAUCUCACAUUUCUGAUUGGUCCUUGCAUCCAGGGGGAUUUUGGUCUAAUGCCAUAGAUUAUACCCCUUGGGAAUAUAAAAAUAAACUUGGGUAUACUAAUAUCCAUUUGCAUAAUGCUCCAUCUUUAUAAGACUUUAAGUUUUCAGUAAAAAAAAAAAUGUACAGCUUGAUUUUUUUGUGCUUUUUGUUGGAAGUGUCAACAAGAAAUAUACAAUCUUGUAGUUUUUAUUGAACUACAAAUCCCACUACUCCCAUUAUGAAAAAGGUAAAUGUAUAAAAUGUUUAUAUACAGAGUGUGAUAUACAGUAUGUUUUGUAUUCUUCCUGAUUUGAAAAAUUAAAACUCAUUUAAAAGCUAUGA